AUGACGAUUACACCGGACAUCAGACUAGAGUAUUUGGAGGAAGUCGCCUCCAUCAUCCUGAAGUUCAAGCCAGACAAGUGGAGCAAACUCAUCGGAGCUGAGGAGAACAUGGCCUUAAUCUCAGAGUUCUGGGAAAAGCCGGAGGUCUCAGUUCUGGUGCUGACGCUCAACCCUGCCGGCAUGAUCAUACCCUGCCUGGGCUUCCCGGAAUCCCUCAAAUCCAAAGGGGUUUACUUUAUCAAGACGAAGCCUGAGGCCAUUAACAAGGACAACUACAAGACCCGCCUCCUCUACGGGGACAUAAGCCCCACACCGGUGGACCAGCUGAUUGCGGUCGUGGAGGAGGUCCUCUACUCUCUGUUAAACCAAAGUGAGAACAUGGACGGAUGGCCCCGGGUGGUCUCGGAAGACAUCGUGAAACAAGUGCACAGGCUGAAGAACGAGAUGUUCGUGAUGGGGGGCAAGAUCAAAGGGAAAACGCUGCUGCCCGUCCCGGAGCACCUGGGCAGCCUGGAUGGCACGCUGGAGUCCAUGGAGAGGAUCCCGUCUUCCCUGGACAACUCGCUCCUGCACGCCAUCGAAACCAUCAUCAUCAACUGGUCUCACCAAAUCCGGGACGUGCUGAGCAAAGACUCGGCCCAGGCCCUGCUGGACGGGCUGCACCCCCUACCCCGGGUCGAGUUUGAGUUCUGGGACGCGCGGCUGAUGAACCUCAAGUGCAUCCAUGAGCAGCUAAACAGACCCAAAGUGAAUAAAAUAGUGGAGAUCCUGGAAAAAGCCAAAAGCUGCUACUGGCCAGCCUUGCAAAAUGUCUAUAUGAAUGUCACUGAAGGGCUGAAGGAAGCCAGCGACAUUGUCCUGUACCUGAAGCCCCUGCGCAUCCUCUUGGAGGAGAUGGAGCAGGUCGACUUCACAUCGCUCCCGACCUUCAUUGCCAAGGUGCUGGACACUAUCUGCUUCAUCUGGGCCACCUCCGAGCACUACAACACGCCCUCCAGGAUCAUUGUCAUUCUGCAGGAGUUCUGCAACCAAGUCAUCGAGAUGAUACGAACCUUCCUGAGCCCAGAUGAUGUGCUGAAAGGCUUGCAAGGGGAAGUAGAGGAGGUCCUGAACAGCAUCACCCUGUCCGUGAACGUGCUCAAGGAGCUCUACUGCACGUACGAUUUCUGCUGCGCGAACAUGAAGCUUUUCUUUAAGGACAAAGAGCCUGUGCCUUGGGAAUUCCCGUCAUCUCUUGCAUUUUCCAGAAUGAAUUCCUUCUUCCACCGUGUCCAGACCAUUGAGCUCCUGUACAUGUGCGGGAGCCUCCUGGAGCGGCCUCUGAUUCUUGCCGAGGUGGUGCCCAGGUACUCCAUCAUGCUGGAGGUGUUUGAUACUGACCUGGACAAUGCCAAGAUCUUGUACGAUGCCCAGAUGGCGGCCUCUGCAGAGGGAAAUAUCCCCCCAAUCCACAAGAAUAUGCCCCCCGUGGCCGGGCAGCUCAAGUGGAGCCUGGAGCUGCAGGAGAGGCUGGAGGUGUCCAUGAAGCACCUAAAGCACAUCGAUCACCCGGUCAUGUCCAGCGUAGAGGCCAAGCUGACCUGCCAGAAAUACGACGAGAUAAUGGAGAUGCUGAGAAGUUACCGCGAGAAGAUCUACAAACAGUGGGUGGACAGAGUGGACCAAGACUGCCACUUCAACCUGGGGCAGCCGCUGAUCCAGCGGGACCCUGCCACCAACCUUAUCCAAGUUAACUUCAGCAAAGAGUUGGUGGCGGUUCUCAGAGAAGUCAAGUAUUUGAAUUUCCAGCAACAGAAGGAGAUUCCAGGCAGUGCAGAGAACCUGUUCUCAGACAACGAGACCUUCCGGAAGUUUGUGGGCAACUUGGAGCUCAUCGCCGGCUGGUAUAACGAGGUAAACAUGACUGUGAAAACGGUAGAAUUUCCACUAAUAAAGUCAGAAUUGGAAGCAAUCGAUGUCAGAUUAUUGCACGCUGAAACGACAUUGUUCUGGAACGGCGAAGGUGUGUUUCAGUACAUUCAAGAGAUGCGAGAAAUUCUACAUAACUUGCAGAACAGGAUGCAAAAAGCAAAGCAAAAUAUAGAAGGAAUUUCCCAGGCCAUGAAGGAUUGGUCGGCCAACCCGCUGUUUGAAAGAAAGGACAACAAGAAAGAGGCCCUGCUGGACCUGGAUGGAAGGACGGCCAAUCUCAACAAGCGCUACACGGCGGUCAGGGACGCCGGCCUGAAGAUCCAAGCCAUGGUCGCGGAAAAUGCAGAGCUGUUCAGAGCAGACACAUCGAGCCCGUCCUGGAAGGAUUAUGUCCACUACGUUGACAACAUGGUCUUGGAGGAAUUUGACCAUUUUAUUCACAAAUCUUUGAGUUACCUCAUAGACAACAUGGUUAUAGAUGAGAGCGUCGCGCCCCUGUUUGAGGUCCGCAUGGAGCUGGACGAGGAUGGGCUGGUCUUCAAUCCAUCCCUGGAGAUGGGCUCAGAGGCUGGCUUCCUGGCGCUGAUCGAGAGCCUGGUCAACGACAUCUACAAUGUGGCCAGGUUCAUCCCCAGACUGGCCAAGGGCCGAGUGAGCUACAAGACGGACCUGGAAGACAUCACAGACCUCAUAGAGAUGAGGGAGGAGGUGUCCAACCUGGUCAUUAAUGCCAUGAAGGAGGCCGAGGAAUAUCAGGACUCCUUUGAGAGGUACUCCUACCUCUGGAUGGAUGACCUCCAGGAGUUCAUGAGGAAUUUCCUGAUAUUUGGGCAUGCAGUCACCCCAGAGGAACUGGAUGCCCAGAUCGAUGAGACUGCCCCCAAGACACCACCCACCCUUGCUCAGUUCCAGCAGCAGAUCGACUCCUACGAGAAGCUGUACGAGGAAGUGUCCAAGUGUGAGAACACCAAGGUGUUCCACGGCUGGCUGCAGUGUGACUGCCGUCCCUUCAAGCAGGCCCUGCUCAACACCAUCAAGCGCUGGAGCUUCAUGUUCAAGAGGCACCUGAGCAACCACGUCAUCGAUAGCCUGGCUGACCUGGAGGCCUUCAUGAAAGUCGCCACGACGGGCUUAAAAAAGCCCCUCAAGGAGGGGGACUAUGAUGGCCUCGUGGAGGUGAUGGGGCACCUGAUGAAGGUCAAAGAGAGGCAAGCGGCCACCGACGACAUGUUCGAGCCCUUGAAGCAAACCAUCGAGCUGCUCAAGACCUACGGGGAGGAGAUGCCGGAGGAGAUUCACCUGAAGCUGCAGGAGCUGCCGGAGCAAUGGACGAACACCAAGAAGCUGGCCAUGCAGGUGAAGCAGAACGCGGCUCCCCUCCAGGCCAACGAGGUCAACAUCCUGCGGCGGAAGUGCCAGCAAUUCGAGCUCAAGCAGCAUGAAUUCAGGGAGAAGUUCAGACAAGAGGCGCCGUUUGCCUUCAGCGACCCCGACCCCUACAAGUCCCUGAAUAAGCAACAAAAGAGCAUUGCCACCAUGGAGGGCAUCAUGGAAGCGCUGUCCAAGUCUGGGAGCCUGUUUGAGGUCAUGGUCCCGGACUACAAGCAGCUCAAAGCCUGCCACAGGGAGGUGCGCCUGCUGAAGGAGCUCUGGGACAUGAUCAUCAUGGUAAACACCAGCAUCGAUGACUGGAAGACCACCAAGUGGAAAGACAUCAAUGUGGAGCAGAUGGACAUAGAUUGUAAGAAGUUUGCCAAAGACGUGAGGUCUUUGGAUAAGGAGAUGAAGACCUGGGAUGCUUUUGUGGGGCUCGACAACACUGUGAAAAACAUGAUCACGUCCCUGCGCGCCGUGAGCGAGCUGCAGAAUCCAGCCAUCCGGGCCCGCCACUGGCAGCAGCUCAUGCAGGCCACCCAGGUGAAAUUUGUGAUGUCAGAUGACACCACCCUGGCGGAUUUGCUCCAGCUGAACCUCCACGAUUACGAGGACGAGGUCCGCAAUAUUGUGGACAAGGCUGUGAAAGAGUCCGGGAUGGAGAAGGUGCUGAAAACCCUGGAUAGCACCUGGACCACGAUGGAGUUUGAGCACGAGCGGCACCUGCGCACGGGCACCAUGAUGCUCAAGUCGGACGAGGUGCUGGUGGAGACGCUGGAGGACAACCAGGUGCAGCUGCAGAACCUGAUGAUGUCCAAGUACCUGUCCCACUUCCUGAAGGAGGUGACAAGCUGGCAGCAGAAGCUGUCCAUGGCAGACUCGGUCAUCUCCAUCUGGUUUGAGGUCCAGAGAACCUGGAGCCACCUGGAGAGCAUCUUCAUUGGUUCUGAAGACAUUCGAGCCCAGCUCCCGGAGGACUCCAAGCGCUUUGACUCCAUCAACCAGGAAUUCAAGGCCUUGAUGGAAGAGGCGGUGAAAACACCCAACGUGGUGGAAGCCACCAACAAACCGGGUCUCUAUGAUAAACUCGAGGCUCUGAAGAAGAGCUUGGCCAUGUGCGAGAAAGCUCUGGCAGAGUAUCUAGAGACAAAGAGACUGGCUUUCCCAAGGUUCUACUUUGUGUCCUCGGCCGAUCUGCUGGACAUUCUCUCCAAUGGGAAUGACCCCGUGGAGGUGAGCCGCCACCUGUCCAAACUCUUCGACAGCCUGUGUAAAGUGAAGUUCCAACUCGACGCCAGCGGGAAGCCUCUCAAGUUCGGCCUGGGAAUGUACAGCAAGGAGGACGAGUACGUGGACUUUGAUCAAGAGUGUGACCUCUCAGGGCAGGUGGAAGUCUGGCUGAAUCGACUGUUGGACCGAAUGUGCGCCACCCUCCGACAUGAAAUUCCAGAAGCCGUGGUGACCUAUGAGGAAAAGCCGAGGGAGCAGUGGAUCUUUGAUUACCCCGCCCAGAUUGCGCUGACCUGCACUCAGAUCUGGUGGACCACCGAGGUGGGCCUGGCGUUCGCCAGGCUGGAGGAAGGAUACGAAAACGCUAUCAAGGAUUACAACAAAAAACAGAUCAGCCAGCUGAAUGCGCUCAUCACGCUGCUCAUCGGGAACCUCAGUGCUGGCGACAGGAUGAAGAUCAUGACCAUCUGCACCAUCGACGUGCACGCACGGGACGUGGUGGCCAAGAUGAUCACUGCCAAGGUGGAGAGCGCCCAGGCCUUCACCUGGCAGUCCCAGCUGCGGCACCGCUGGGACGAAGAGAAGAGGCACUGCUUUGCCAACAUCUGCGACGCCCAGAUCCAGUACUGCUACGAGUAUCUGGGCAACACGCCGCGGCUGGUCAUCACCCCGCUCACUGACCGAUGCUACAUCACCCUGACCCAGUCCCUCCAUCUGAUCAUGGGCGGAGCCCCCGCGGGCCCCGCCGGGACUGGCAAGACAGAGACGACCAAGGACCUGGGCAGAGCCCUGGGCACCAUGGUGUACGUCUUCAACUGUUCCGAGCAAAUGGACUACAAGUCCUGUGGAAACAUCUACAAGGGCCUGGCCCAGACCGGAGCCUGGGGCUGCUUUGACGAAUUUAAUCGAAUCUCAGUGGAAGUCUUGUCUGUGAUUGCUGUGCAGGUAAAGUGUGUCCAAGAUGCAAUUCGGGCCAAGAAGAAAACGUUUAACUUCCUUGGAGAGAUGAUAAGUCUCAUUCCCACUGUGGGCAUCUUCAUCACCAUGAAUCCUGGCUACGCUGGACGCACUGAGUUGCCCGAGAACUUGAAGGCCUUAUUCAGGUGUGUGGCUGCGGUGGCUUAG
Messenger RNA from Galeopterus variegatus (Sunda flying lemur), 5640 nucleotides. Its product is annotated as dynein heavy chain 17, axonemal-like. Gene Ontology annotation, molecular function: ATP binding. The record is from RefSeq and is a predicted model, not a curated record. The transcript has 35 exons. Lineage: Eukaryota; Metazoa; Chordata; Mammalia; Dermoptera; Cynocephalidae. The coding region runs from base 1 to 5640 and encodes 1879 amino acids.